Molecule: messenger RNA, 2329 nt
Organism: Taeniopygia guttata (zebra finch)
Lineage: Eukaryota; Metazoa; Chordata; Aves; Passeriformes; Estrildidae
Gene: TWIST3
Product: twist-related protein 2-like
Biological process (GO): regulation of transcription by RNA polymerase II; developmental process
Molecular function (GO): DNA-binding transcription factor activity, RNA polymerase II-specific; protein dimerization activity; RNA polymerase II transcription regulatory region sequence-specific DNA binding
Source: RefSeq, a predicted model, not a curated record
AUGUGUGCCGGAGGGCUCGGGGUGGCGGUGGGGAGGGAGAGAGGAAAUCUGGAACCCAUAAGCUCCAGAGCCGCUGGCGUUCCCCUGCAUUGGUCUGCGCCUGGUCCGCCCCCGCCCCGCUCGCCCUAUCAGCAGGAGCCGUUCCCGAAGUCAUCCCAGCGCCCUCCUCUCCUGGCCCAAAGGAGAAGCCAAGGAGCUCCUUGGAGGGCUCUGCGGGCUUGGGGCGCCCGGGGAGCCCCGGGGGCGAAUGCUCCGGGCCUGGCCUCGGGAGCCCAGGGAGCCGAGGAGAUGAAGGAGGAGAACCUGUCCCCGGACUCCCCCGAGGGCAGCGCGGCCACCAGCGAGGACGAGGCCGAGCGGCUGCCCAGGAAAAGCGGGCGCAAGCGGGGGCAAGGCCCCGGCGGAGCCCCCUCGCCGCAGGGCAAGCGCAGCCGGCGCAGCCCGGGCCCGCAGCCCCCCGAGGACGCCCACGCCCAGCGCGUCAUCGCCAACGUGCGGGAGCGCCAGCGCACCCAGUCCCUCAACGACGCCUUCGCCGAGCUGCGCAAGAUCAUCCCCACGCUGCCCUCGGACAAGCUCAGCAAGAUCCAGACGCUCAAGUUGGCCGCUCGCUACAUCGACUUCUUGUGCCAGGUGCUGCAGAGCGACGAGCUGGACCACAAGGUCGCCACCAGCUGCAACUUCCUGGCCCACGAGAGGCUCAGCUACGCCUUCUCCGUCUGGAGGAUGGAGGGCGCCUGGUCCAUGUCGGCGUCCCACUGAGCCGGGUCUCCGCCUCGAUGGAAGCAGCUCCAGCACCCAAAACCCCACAGAAACCUCCCCGGAGAGAGGAGGGAACGACCCCCAAACCCCCUGACAGCCCCGGGGACCCCAAAAACUGUAGGACUGUGCCCGAGGGAGCCGCAGCAGGAGCUGGUUGGAGCUGGAGGAACUCGGGGCUGUAAUUUAUCGCGGGCUCGCAGGUAAGGAACCAUCCCGAUUUCCUCCUCCGGGACUGCCGGGACGCCGAGCCCUUCCCGGAGCUGCCUCCAGCCGGGACCACCAGGAAAAUUCCUUCAGGAUGAGGGGAAAGGGAAGGGCUGGAGCCCCUCAGGAGCCCUCCAAGGACCUCGGGGGUCCCCCGCUUUUAUCCCGCUCCGAAGGCUCCACGUUCCCAUGGAUGAGGAUUCGGGGGGAUCUGGGGGCUGCUGACCCCCCCAAGGCACCCCCAGCCACUCCUGCCCCGCGGAUGGGGCCUCAGGAGGAGCUCCCAAUCCCUUGGGAUUUAUCGGGAACCCAGGAAUGCCCUGCUGGGAGCUCCCAAUCCCUUGGGAUUUAUCAGGAACCCUGGAAUGCCCUGAUGGAAGCUCCCAAUCCUUUGGGAUUUAUUGGGAACCCAGGAACGCUCUGCUGGGAGCUCCCAAUCCCUUGGGAUUUAUCGGGAACCCAGGAACGCUCUGAUGGGAGCUCCCAAUCCCUUGGGAUUUAUCGGGAACCCAGGAACGCCCUGCUGGGAGCUCCCAAUCCCUUGGGAUUUAUCAGGAACCCAAGAACGCUCUGCUGGGAGCUCCCAAUCCCUUGGGAUUUAUCGGGAAUCGAGGCUGGAGACGGAGCCGCCGGGAAUGGGGGAUUUUGGGGCUUUGUUGGGAACUCUGAGCGGGUUUGGGCUCUUUUGGGGGCGCGGAGAGGGUGGGGAAGGGACCAUGGAGGUGUUGGGGUAACCAAAACAACCCCAAUAAAGCCCAAGGGGAAUUUUCCAGGGUUCAAUCCUUGUUUCUCCUAUGGACAUAGUGCUGCCUCUGCACCUCCCUCAGCUGGGCUGCUUUUAUUGGAAUCAGGCAAAAAAAAAAAAAAAAAUCAGUUUUUUUGUGCCUGUUAUGGCAGAAAAAGAAAGGGAAAAAUCCCUUCCAGGGAGGCUGCAACAGGCCUGAGCACCCAAAUAUUCCAUGCGAGAGGAAUUCCUGCUGUGAUCAGAUUUGGGAUGCACCAGAGAAUCCACGGAGGAACCACAGGAAAGCCCAGACUGACUUUUUCUACCCAAUUCUCAAUUUUUAUGUGCAGUGGGAGUUGAUUCUCUGCACCGGGGAGUUGACUGCAGCCUUCAAAAAAAUCUGGAGGUGCUUAAAAAAAACCAAAAUUCUGUUAAAAACGGGGCUGUGGUGGCUUCGUUCGGUGCCUCAUGGGAAGCUGAGAAACAAAACUGGCAUCAGAAGUUAAAAUCUUCUUACAAAAAAUAAUCAAUUGUGUUUGAAAAAUAAAAAAUAAAGGGCAAAAACUUAUCUGUGGAGUGAGACUCCAGCUUCCAAACAAAUUUUUUUUCAAAAAGGUGAAAUAUAUUUUUAAAAAAAUA